AUGUCCAUGCCGAUGGAAUGGGGCGAUGGCCUAGGCCUCGUCAUUACCUACUCCCCCAUACGACAACAGAAUACGCCCGGUGCGCAGCGCGGCGAUCGCUCCGUACUUCAAACGGCCUUGUCUGCGCACUCCCCAGCCCCAUGUGACGAUGAAUCCGUUGUGUCCAUCGAUGCAUAUGGCGUCACACCCAAUCCCCUCUAA
Messenger RNA from Pleurotus ostreatus (oyster mushroom), 201 nucleotides. RefSeq lists its product as uncharacterized. NCBI's taxonomy places the organism in Eukaryota, Fungi, Basidiomycota, Agaricomycetes, Agaricales, Pleurotaceae. The coding region runs from base 1 to 201 and encodes 66 amino acids. The record is from RefSeq and is a predicted model, not a curated record. The transcript has 2 exons.